AUGAACUUACCAGAAAAUCACUUACCUGUGCUAGAAACAACUAUGAACUCUGUGCCACCUUCAGCUGCUCAUUCACAGGAUGUUCGUCAUGUACUUGCCAGAUCAUUUCAAGAUCUGUAUACUCGUGACAGUUUUAAGUUUGAAACAAUCAACAAUUUGAGGAUUUCAAAAUCAAGUGAUGAUGCAUACCAUGAGCAGUAUGUGAACAAAUUGUUACAGGUUACCACUGAGUGGCAGCAGCGCAUGGAUGAGAUUGCCAUGUUAGAGCGACACAUCAUGCAAGCUCAAGCAAGAGCCAUGUCAGCUGAUGAGCGCGAACUAAUCAGGGCUUCCACCUCAUGCGACAACUAUAGAAGCCUGGGGUUGCCACCAG
Candidula unifasciata is the source of this 373-nucleotide messenger RNA. The record is from the annotation of a GenBank genome assembly. Lineage: Eukaryota; Metazoa; Mollusca; Gastropoda; Stylommatophora; Geomitridae.